AUGAAUACAAAAUCAUUUAAUUUUGCCAACAAUCUAAAGGAUCGCGUUGGGCCGGGUACCGUGGUUUAUGUAAACUGGGACGGGAUCAAUGGUGGUCCGUUGGACUACGGAACGUUUGCACACAAUGCUCCAAUUAUUGGCCAUUGGGCGGGAUACUUGAUGGAAAAAUUGGCUGACGAUGGUGCAAUAGAUGUAUCGAAAUCGAUUGGUGUUGGAUUUAGUUUGGGCGCACAUAUAAUUGGCAACAUGGGGUACCAUUUGACACAAAAUAAACUACAAAUGGCACAUAUAAUCGCAUUAGAUCCGGCGGCACCGUGCUUUGAAGAUUGGCAUAAACUUCGGCCAGUUCAACGCGACGAUGCUAAGCUAGUGCAAGUGAUUCACACAGACGUAGAAUGGUAUGGUUAUGAACGGAAGAUUGGCCACAUCGACAUCUACCCAAACAACGGCAGAAAUCAACCGAAAUGCUCGGGAAAUAUAUUUAAAUUACAUUCAUGUUGGCAUUCUUAUGCAUGGAAAUUGUACAAACUAAGGGAUGUUAAAGCAGGUUGCGCCAAAAACUGGGACGAAUUCAAACAAAAUAUUAUUGACCAUACCAUUCCAAUUGGCCAGGAUUUAAAUUCGGAUCAUUCAGUUGAGGGCCGAGAUUGCACAUAUUAUUUGCACUCGCCAUCGCCAGCGGCAUAA
This is a messenger RNA of Sitodiplosis mosellana (orange wheat blossom midge), 687 nucleotides long. RefSeq names its product phospholipase A1-like. The transcript has a single exon. The record is from RefSeq and is a predicted model, not a curated record. Gene Ontology annotation, molecular function: lipase activity. Lineage: Eukaryota; Metazoa; Arthropoda; Insecta; Diptera; Cecidomyiidae. Bases 1 to 687 code for a protein of 228 amino acids.